AUGGCGUUUUUGCACGGGGUAUUGGAGAGUGUUAAAGAUGAUGAGAGUGUUAAAACGUAUGAUAAAGAUGUUCAAGCCCCUAAAAUAGGUACCGGGCCGGAAGACUUCGAGAAGACAUUAGCCGACGUGAGCUGGUGGAUUGCAAAAUAUCAUGGCGAGUUGCAGACCAAAACAGCUGGAGUGACAGACGCAUUAGGUGAUUAUUAUAAGGAAGUUGCAGGGCAAGGACGUCAGAAGCUUCAAGUGCAACUGGACAAGUGGAAGGGGACGACGGAGAAGAUUGAGAAUGAACUUGAUAAUAUAGAAAAACAACAAAUUAAUGUAUUAGAUAGAUGUUUAAAACACAAAAUAAAGCGUGAGAUGCAUGAUGUUAGAGGUGCGCUAUGGUUGUUGAAACAGUCGGCGGAGGAAAAGGCAUAUAAGGCUAAGGUGAAACAGGUGGAUGAAGAACUGCUUAAGCAGGAAAAAACGGUUAGAGACACAUUAGAUAAUGGAUUUGGAAAUAUUGAUCAAAAAUUGGCGACGUUGCAAGCAGUUAAAAAAGAGAAGUUCAGGCAUAUUAGUGUUGCUAUUGCACUCAUCAAAAGUCAGAUGGACAUGUUUAACUGGGAGUAUUCUGACAAACUUCAAGAAUAUUUUAAUGAAAUAAACAAAGAACUAUUAGACCUGGACCCGAAGAACACGAACACUGGUGGCGACGGCUCAGAAAAUUCGAAGUUUUGGAAGGAUGUUGACAACAUACGAAGUAAGUUGGGAGACAUUAAUAACAAGCUUGGCCACUAUGUUGGAGAACUUGAAAAUUGGACUAGGAACACUAACGAAGACAUCGAAUUUGCGGAGAAGCAAGUCAUGAAGAUUAUUAAGACAGCAGUUGGAAUGGAUAGGCAAGAGACCAUUAAGCAGAAGGCGGAGGAGAUGGAAGAGUGGACAGAAAAGCUACAGAAUCAUAUUGAAGAUCUGAAAAACGAAAUAAAACAGAAGGUCACAGAGACUAGACAGAAGAUCAAGGAGUUGGACAGCAAAUGUAAAGAUGAUUUGAAGGGAUUAAGGGACGAAAUUAAAAUUGUGAUUGGCCAAUACAUGGGUAAAUUAUAUUUAGCUGCUAAGGAAGGUAAGACUGGCGAUCUUGGCGCUCUUGUGUCCAAAUUGGGCACUACAAGUAGAUUGAGAGGCUGGCUUGAGGCGGUACAGAAUGGUAAAGUAAGUGGUAUCACUAUGAAUGCCGACAAGACUGUUAUUCCCUACGUUCUCCAAGCCCUUACUAACUCAGCAAACGCAGAUAACGGUCUAGCCAGUGGUAUGACAGCGUAUACGGCCAUCGUUCAAGAUCUUCAAACAAGCAUUGGAACUCGAUUCCUUGGGGCUGACAAGAAAACUGAUUAUGUCGGUAAUGUCAUGAAACACUAUAACAAAUACAUUCAUGGUGACAUUGACGAUGCCCUCACCGCCAUAGCAGGCAAGACAACAGUCAUUAACGCAGAUGGAACGAAGCAAGAACUCCAACGAUGGUCCGAAGCGAUUAAGGAGAAUAUCGAGAAGCUUACUAAGGCCUUUUCCGACAAAGGAAAAGACGUCAUUUUGAAUUUUCAUCAUUUGAAAACGCAUCAGAUAGAUGACCAACUCAACAAGAUUCUAAUAAAAAUCGACAAGCUACAACGUGAAACGUUGUCUGGUGUAUACGGAGAUGACAUGAGUUCCAUCCUCGGCAAAAUAAAGCAACUUGAAACCGUGCUCACCACCGUUGAAGACCAAAGGAGGAAAGCAGUCAAACUAAUGGAUUCUUUGAGAAAUGAACUUAACGCGAAGCUUUCAGAUAUAGAGAAAGCAGUCGCAAAUGCAAGUGAGGCGUUGGACAACGCUAUUAGUGGACUCCACAGCGCACUACAAAACGCGUAUAAAAAUUCUCAACAAGCCGUCACUAACGCAUUCGAAGCCCUCACCACGGAGGUUCAAUGUCUAUUCGCAGAGCAAAAACUAGCCGACCUGUCGGCUUUGAAAGUUUUAGUAGAAAGGCAGCUUAGGCAGAUUAAGGACAUUAUUCUAGAGGAUAAAAAUACCGGUGCAAAAGGCUUCUUAAGCAAGAUGAAAGAUGAUUUCAUCGAUCCACUCAUUAAGUUUUUAAACACUUCACCUCUACAAAAAAACAAACUUGCUCACUUGGCCAAAAAAGUGAACGAAUAUUUCGCGACAUUCUUCACAGACCUGCAAAAACAGACAGACUUCCGCUUCGACUACCAGAAUGUGGAGACUUUCAAGGCCACUCUAACCAAAUUGCUCAAGCAGCUUGGAGACUCUCAGCACUUUGACCAUCAUUUCAGCGACAACCUAAAUGCACUUCAAACUACGCUUGCCCAAACCGUUCCUCACAAAUUCGGCGAAGCCUCUACAACGCUGCUGCAGAGCCUCAAGGAAGGAAUUGAUGCGUUGGCAGAUCAACUGGAAAAGGCGUAUGUUAACAAGUAUUCCGGCGAAGACUGGAAGAAGAAUCACGCAGACAAGUACGCUAAAAUUAUGCUUACCUCUACGUCAACGCUUUAUGAGGAACUUUAUCACUUGUUCUACAGUUGCCACAAAGACUGGAGCAAACUGAAAAUUGACGGCAGCGAGAAAGCGACGAAGCAUAUAGGAGACUUUAAAAAAUAUUUGGAGAGUCAAGGCUACCAGGCUGCAUCCCUCAUUAACAAAAAUCACACAGGUCAGGAAGUCGCCGAGAAGCUGAAGACGGCGUUUUCAAAUUACGACGAUUUCGACACCCCUUCGGAUCUCAGGUAUUCUGACGUCGGUACAUACCUUAAUUCCAUUAGGCGAGAAUGGGGACCGAUGUCCCUGCUCUACCGUCACUUAGCCACUUACUACAGUGUCUGUCACACUAGAAUUCCUACUGCCCCUAAAUCUCCAUGCACCAUUCGUGAUAUGCUUGGUUGGAUGUGCGGACUCCCGUACACUGCAGUCUAUCAUAGCAUUAAGACACAUUGUAACACAAUGCUCAACGAGAAAAUAAAUGGCACAGAUAAAUACCCGAAUAAGGAGGAUCCUGUUCUUAGACCAAUCCUUGAAACCGGUAUUGUUAAAUACAUAGCGCACACCUGUCAAUACUCUUACGAAACCCUCACUACCAUCUGCGGUAACGGCCACGGUGCCCCAACUGCCGACUAUCCUUACGCCUCUAAUUUCUGUGAUAAUUCACGUAACUUUUACUAUCCUCAAAGAGCUUCUGAGUUGUUCGAUAUGUUAAAUGCAAUAUGUCCGCGUUUGCUACGUGCUCUAUAUUCUUUGUAUUCGCAGUGUAGAUACACCGUAGCCGAUGGCAACGGUUGGCGUGACUGCCAAUACGGCGGCAAAGUUUCCGGUUACCAGUGGGACUGCAAGAAGUCAGUCGACAAACCUAUGUGCCAAGCAAACACCGAACCAAAGUGCCAGGCAAAGUGCCAACCAAAUGACCAAACAACUUGUUAUCCAAAAUCACCUCUACAGGCUCACCUAAUGGACGGGUUACCAGGCCACUUGCCUCACAAACUAUCCUCUGUUGGCUGCACAUCCAAGUGUUCGACAUGCCCUAAGCAGUCACCUGGCAUGGUAUGUUUGACGCCUAUGGGCUUCUGGGAUUUGACUCAUGCCGGAUCCAAGAAUGGUACGGGCAAAGAUAUAUGCAAUGUGCUUUCCGAAUUUUGCGGUAAUGCAGACUCGCCGCUACCUACGCUGCUUAAUUAUUUGAUGCAAGUAUCACCGAUGCCGCCUAAAUCUCUGGCAGAUCAAUUCUCAUUCUUCACCAAUAUCUUCAGACAGUGGUCAUCUGGCAGGUUUUCUACCAGCGACAGAUUGGUGAACCAUAUGAAUACGAAAAUAAUUCCUGCAAUGUCCAUGAAGCUGUAUGCCGAUGAAGCCACAAAUUUCACUAACCAAUUAAAAUCAUUAUCUGGUCCAACGUCUGAUCACCCUGUAACGAAAACUGACAAGUCCACUCACUGUGACUUGUAUAGCCUCUGCACGCAAAUCACUUUGCAUCCAGCAGACAGAUGUUCUGUUCCUAACGGCCAAUGCGCUCCCUACCUCAAACCUCUCUGUGCUGAUGCGCAUCACACAUAUGCUACCAAGCACGCAAAUCUUUAUCUGUCAUGGCUCACUUAUUUGCCUUUUGAUUUUUACAAUCUUCUCAAAUCAUUGUUUGAAGCCUUCUGCAAUAUCGACUGCAAAGCCGGUGGAUGCUCGGCAUGUAAUUGCGCAGUAGGAAAACAUGGACUCCAAUUCCAGUGUACCUGCAAGAGUUAUGUGCAGUGCCAUGGCGUACGCAUGAUACUAAACAACUAUGGAUUCACAUUUGGUGAUUCCAAAACUCUAAUGGCGAAUCCAGACAAAAGGUUCUGCCAUAAUUUCUAUGGUAAACUUAAAGCCGUCAUCGAAUCGGAACAUUUCAAAACACUAUUGCAAAAAUGCGAUGACGUCCUCUACUACAUAAGAUCACCGUUCAUGAAUACGUUGCUAGCCCUCUGGUCGCUGUCGCUCCUCUACCUGCUGCACAUCGCCGUCGUCCGCCUCGACGUCCUGAGGAUACGCUCCCACCUGAGAUCACCCGCAAGCCACCGCAUCGCCGCGCAGUCCCUCCUCGCCGCCGCACGCGUCAGGGCACUCGCCAACGUCAAACAAAGCGCCUUGGAUGAUAUUGAUGCCCGCCGCAUCUCUCUUGGUCAGCUUGCUGGACAGCUUUCGGGAUUUAUUGGCGGUGGAAAUGAAGUCAAAAAUGCUCUUGUAAAGGGUUUGCAGAGUAAUGUAAAUGAGCUUAUUAAGCGUUUACAAACAUCUUGCGGAGAUGAGGGGUGUUGUAAGUAUGUUGAAAAAAACCAGCUUAAUGAAGUCAAUGAUAAACUUAAAAAACACCUUAAAGAUGAUCAAAAUCCCUCUGUAAAUCUUGCCGACAUCCUUACUAAGUGCAAGUUAAAUCCAUCUGAUGGUCCCUUAAAUAAGCUUAAUGAUGAAAUUCCUAAAAAAAUUCAGGGGCUUGAAAAUGAAAUUGAAAGCCUUAAUAACGCUGAUAAAGAGCGUAUAAAACGUAAUGAAACUCCUCAAAAUGCCUCUGAAAUUGCAAAGCUUAAUAAGGAUCUUCAGUCUCAUCAGGCAUCCAUGAAGUCUCUUGAGACACUGAAUCAGCUUUGUGGAUAUGCUGAUUCACUUAGUAAAAUUCAACAAGAUGAGAAUCCUUCAACAACAUUAUUAAAUAACCUCUGUGGAGGCCUCGAAAAAUUUCUCGGCUACCAGAAUGGUAAUUACACUGGCUCCGGCAUCGUGUACUCGGACCUUGACAGGCUCUGCGACGGGGUGAUGGCGUUCUUGCAUUCCGUUCUCAAAGAUGUCCACGAUAAACAGCCUUACAGUGUUGGUAAAGAAACACAAUUAAAAGGUGUUGUGAAGCUUUUGAAAGAUAAAUUAUGUUCAGGUCAUAAUGGUUUUAAGAGUGUCAUUGGCCAGGUGGCGCAGGGUGUCCGGGAGUAUAAUAGGGAAGUGGAGAGAUCUAAUGAGAGUGUCAAGGAGAAGAUAGAAGAGAUGCAGAAGAAUAUGAAGACUCUUCAAAGCCAGGUGAGUGGAAUUUUAAAGGAUCAUUCUGAUGCAGGUACGCUGAAUAAUUUCACGCCGGAGGAAGUCGAGAAGGUUGAAGCUGCUGUGACCACGGCCGAGAACUUAGCGAACGAAUAUGCCAAGAAAAGCGAUAAUUUCAAUGGCAGCUUUGAUGAUAGAAUACCACAGCGCAGAGGCUUUAAAGCUGAGCGCAAGCAAGAAUUCAAAGACUUGAAUUCUACAUUACGUGACAAAAUCGAUAGUGCCAUAGAGAACAUUUCACAUGAGACUGACAGGCUUAAGACGUUGACCAAAAGGCAGAAAGAUAACCUGGAUGCGAUGACAGGUAAAAUUGCUGGUGCAUUUCGAUCACUCAUAAGAUGUGUGAAUGAUGAAAUUAGAAUCAAAGUCAAUAAGCUUGUCGAGGAUUUGAAUAAAAAGGUUUCAGAGAUCUUGAAAUUGCUUAAGAGCAUUAGUGCUACGCUUUGGAACUAUGUUGGAAAACUGGCGGAGUGGAUGAAGGAGGCUGAGAAAGUUGUGGAUAAGGCAAUAACGAACGUAAAAGGAGUUGCGGAUAAGGGUCUUGCAUGGCCAAAAGAUGAUGAGCUUAAGCAGAAGGCUAAGGAUUUGGGACUAAAAGCUGAAUAUGUUUACAAGCAAUUUGAGAAUGCGAAUAAUCAAGUUGGUACGUCCGUUGAGUCAGCAAAAAAAGAUAAAGUCAACGAGCUAACAAAAUGGAAAGACGCGGCGGACGCUGUGAUCGUGAAGGCGCAGGGGAAGUGUGGAGAUAUUUUGGAGAAAGUUAAGACAGAAAAAAGUAAGGACGGUGAAAUUCACAAGGAAGCAGAGAAAUUAAAAGAAAAGGCCACGGACCUUUUGACCGCUUACCAGUCGACACAUGAAAAAGUUACGGGUUUGGGACAGAAAGUCACAGAGGCCAUUGAAGACUUAGAAAAAGGCAUGAAAGAUGAUUUGCAGAGGCUGCAAAAGGAUAUUGUUAGUAAGAUGAAGGAGCAUGUUGGCAGUAUGCUUGGUGAUAUUAAGGGGAGAGUGGAGAGCAUUAAGGGGGAGGGAAGUAAAAACACAGGGUUGGAGGGGAUCGUUCAAGGACUGGCGCAAUACGUCACAGAGUUUGGCACUAGUAAGAAGUUAGAGACGGCGAUUAAGGAUAUGGUUGGGAGGAUUGUGAAAAGCAGCGGAAUUCGUGCAUAUUUGGAUUAUUAUGCUAAGAAUACUAAGAAGGAGCUGCAUGAUGUCAAACAGAAAAUCAUUACAGAACUACCAAAAUUGAUUCAACAGGCUAUUUCGGAGUCUGCUCAAAAGGCCGGCAUCAAUGGUGAACUGGACCUAACUAGAAUAGAGAGUCAGUUUGCUAAUCUCGCUCAGAACAUUCAGAAUAAGGAGCUCACUAUGACGCCCACCCUAAUGGAGGGGGAUCUUGAAGGCAAAUUAGGGCUGAAGCCAUCCACGCCUCAAACACAUAACUACAGAUCGCAUCUUCAGCAUCCAGUAAACAUAAUAUCAAUGGCCGUAUUCAGCGCAAUUUCAAACGCCGCCAAGGAACUGCAGACAUUGAUCGAAACGUCAAACAUUAAGAAUCUUAAGGAGGCGUCGGAAAAUGCUAACAAGCUUCACAGUAGUCUCACCACGGCGCAUGAACAGACGGGGGACGGUGCUAACCCAGGAGCCCAUAACGGUGACUCUCUUGCCAAAAAAGUUGAUGAGAUUCAGCAACAGGUUAAGACAGCAAUGAAGGAUACAAGUGGUGAAAUAAAUGUUGAAGACGUCAUGUCGACAUAUAAGCAAAAGAAAGGUAAUGACGGGGGAGGGGAGCAUAAAUAUCACAACUUGCUCCAUAAAGACAUUCCCAAAGCCAUGAGCGCUUUCAAGAAGAUGAAGGCUUUCAAUAGCGAAGACCCACUUGACUCCGGCACAGUCUCUAAAGCCACCACAGCAGUCACCAAGCACUUCACCACCAUCGAACAAGAGCUCCAAGCCAUCGCCCACUACGUCGAUAAGGAUAAGCCGGCGCCGAAACUGCAGCUGCCAGAUGAAGAUGGCCUCACGCAAUUGUUGACUACGUUGAAAACCACUGCUCUUAGUCAAAAUGAUAACACUUGGGGAGACGGCGAUAAGACAUCUACCAAAGGCCUCUUGAAGAUCAAGGCGGAGAUUGAGGGGGCGCUCGAAGGGAUUAAGACCAGGGCAGCAGAUGACUUCAGAUUUGCGAGCGAAGCUGCAGAGACUGGGAAAAUAUUCAGCAAAUUAUCCGAGCAGAUCACCAAGAAUCUCACGGGGAUAUUAGAUGCGUUCGCUGAGAAAGGCAAAACAGUGAAAGAAACCUUAGAAGGUUUGAAGAAUAGUAAAAUCAGUAGGACGUAUCUCGGUGGCGCCAAAGCUGUGGAAGGCACUCUGCAAAAAAUCUACGACGAUCUCGUCACCUUGCUUCGUGAGAAAUUGGAGCCUGUCGUCAACUUGGCAACGGUCUUCGAAAAGGAAGCCAAACAACUACGUGAUUCAACCAUCAGUGCGCUGGACAGACAUGUAGAGCAGCAAGCUAACACCGCCCAAGACCAACUCAUCACCCUUGCCAACAAAAAUUACGUGACGUCAGUCAAAGAGAUGCUGAAUGCAUUUGCUAGCAGAGUUGAAAAGAUACUGCAGCCUCUGCCUAAGGAUAUCGACACCGACCGCAGGGAGGGCUUCAAGGGUUUUAUGAGAACCUUUGAAGGCACAAUUAACGAAAAUAAUACGACGCAGGAUCACAUUAAUUUGCUCAAAGGUCUUGCAGAUUUGUCAGUUGAGUCAGCCAAAGAGAAAGCAAAACUCUUCAAAACUUUAUCUGCAGAAUUCCAAAAAUGGUACAAUCACAUCAACACGUAUAUCCUCGGUGAAACCAAAAGGGAGCACACUGAAAACGUGAAGAAGAGAAAUCCCCCAGUCCAGGUCACCGAAAAGGAUCCACAUCCCUGUGUAGAGCACCUCAGCACUAUGAAAAGCAAAUUAGACAAUUUACUUAAUCAUCUUAGUGAUCAUGAUAAUGCGAGUAGAAAAUACAUUUUUGACACCACCUUCCAAGAACAUCUCUCCGCCCUCCACGCCCUGCUCUCCACCAUCCGCCCCGCUUCGUACUCCGCCCCCACCAAUCCCCUACUAGACAUCCUAAAAUAUGGCCUUCAGGAUUUCCUUAAGCAACUCAGCUACGCCUACGUUAACGUGUAUGACGGUGUAACAUUUAAGCAGUUGACAGAACAAAAGAAAAUUAUUGGUGCUGAUACACAAGCGAAAACGUCUGAAACCCAGUUAUCCACCGAGGGCCGCAACUGCGCUAAGAUCUGCCUUACCGUAUUUGACAUUCUCAGCGAUAAGUGGGACGAGAUGAAAUCAUCAUGUGGUUCACAUGGAGACAAACAAAUUCAUGUAGGAAUGGUUAAUAAGCCUGGCGGAAUAACAGCAAAGGGGCAGACAGAAAAAAUCAAAAAUCCACUUGGAAUAUACUUCGAGCAAUUAGGAUACAAGGUGUCCGCCGAUGAAGGUAAACAGGAUGGUGAAUUAAAGACUCACAGUGACAAGAACGGCAGCGCAAUUAAUACUUUAUGUGAAAAGGAAAUUGAUAUUUCAAACACUGGUCUCCUAGACGUCUUGAAAAGGCUUGAUUUAGGCAUUACCCAUAAGAGCAUAAAACUUAACAAACUAGUUAAUUACCUUUACCAUAUACUCGACAAGUACCGCCACGCAUGCCAUCUACGUCAUAUCCCAGGCGCCAAGCCUCCUACCAACAUAUGCCAAAUGCUAUAUUGGCUCUCCGCAAUCCAGUGGAACCCGAUGUACAAUGAAUUGCGAUUGCACUUCGACACAUGGUUUAAGGCAUCAACUAAUGACUAUAAAUUAUCAAGCGAUUCGUUUGACGUCGCCGCGCCAUAUAGGGACGCCUGGACGAUGAAAGCAACCGUCAGCAUUAAAAACAUUAAAGACUUAUUCAACACUGUAACCCUGCGCUCAUAUGAAAUAUUACGUGCUUUCGUAGGCCAUGGCCAUGCUGACGGCCGUUAUGCCUGCGAAUUUUAUACCAACCCAGACAAUUUGGAAUAUCCUAAUGACAUCAGUAAAUGUUUUGAUAUGCUCGUAGAUAUAUGUUUAAGACUUAAUUACCAACUUCAUUUCCUAUAUACACAGUGCUGCAAUGGUCCUGAUAGUAGCGGCUGGCGUGAUUGCCAUUACGGCAGGCACGUCGGUGGGUCCAACUGGAGCUGUAAUAAGCUCCAAUGCCCUGGCCAACAGGGUGACCAAAGUGCCAACCAAAUAGCUAACCAAACGUGUGAACAACACCCUAAGUGCUGUAUAAAAUCUCCCCUCCAAGCAUAUUUGGAAGACGGUCUUCCAGGCUUCCUCCCACAUACAUUCACUUUGCCCAGUUGUAAGUUAACAUGUUCAGUGCGUGAUCACAGAGGUAUUCCAUGUAUCACACCGAUGGGCUUCACCGAUAUUGGUAUUGCAGCGUCGCAUACAAAAACGGGUGCCCAUCUGAAAUCUCUUCUUCAACCUUUCUGUAGUUCAGCAAGGGAACCACUCACUAUGCUCUGCGCUUUCUUCACGUGUCUUAUUCGUAGGCCUCCUCAGAAUCUUGGUGACAUGUUUGCAUUUUAUUAUAACUUCCUUGAGCAUUGGGGCGGACAUUAUGAUGGUGAUAAAAAAACUGCCAAGGAGCAUAAGCAGGAAGCAUUUCAAAAUGCCGUCACCGCUGCCAACUUUGGACGUCCUUACUACGCACUCUAA
Molecule: messenger RNA, 10326 nt
Organism: Babesia ovata
Lineage: Eukaryota; Apicomplexa; Aconoidasida; Piroplasmida; Babesiidae
Exons: 5
Coding region: 1-10326 (3441 amino acids)
Source: RefSeq, a predicted model, not a curated record